Drosophila suzukii is the source of this 1919-nucleotide messenger RNA. It is a transcript of the gene Menl-1, whose product is annotated as Malic enzyme like-1. Gene Ontology annotation, cellular component: mitochondrion. Lineage: Eukaryota; Metazoa; Arthropoda; Insecta; Diptera; Drosophilidae. The record is from RefSeq and is a predicted model, not a curated record. Gene Ontology annotation, molecular function: NAD binding; malate dehydrogenase (decarboxylating) (NADP+) activity. Gene Ontology annotation, biological process: pyruvate metabolic process; malate metabolic process.
AUUUUAUCCCUUAACACAGAAAUAUUCCAAACUUUAGCCAAAUUUUAGUUGCCCUUAAGAUGAGUUUCUUUAGAAUAUUGAACUUUGGUUUAACACGACGGACUUCGAUGUCAAAAACAGAACACCCAUCAAGAUCUGAUGGAAAUCCAAAUUUAAUAAGAACUCGUGCUGCCUCAACACAAGACACCAUACGAGUUCCCAUAGAGGUGGUUCUUUCCGAGAAGUAUAAUAAGGCUUUGGCAUUUACAUUAGAAGAGCGCCAGCGUUUGUGCAUUCAUGGUCUAAUGCCGGCCUGCGUUCGGUCUUAUGAAGAACAGAUGUUGGGCAUCGAGGAGAACUUCCAUUCCUUCCAAACGAAUGUGGGGAGAUAUCGUUACUUGAGGGCUCUGCGCCAGGGUUACGAAAGGCUGUACUUCCAGUUUGUGUCCAAGAAUAUUAAAAUAGUGCUGCCCAUUAUCUACACACCCACCGUGGGCUUGGCCUGCACCAUUUACGGAAUGUUGUACAGGGGAAUAUCUGGACUCCACAUCACCAAACACGAUCGAGGACAUAUGAAGCAGAUCCUGUCCAACUGGCCUAUGUGGAGCACCGUUAAAGCCAUUUGUGUGACCGAUGGUGAACGUAUUUUGGGUCUGGGAGAUCUGGGAGCCAAUGGCAUGGGCAUUUCGGUGGGAAAAAUGGAACUGUACACGGCUCUGGCAGGGAUUCCACCCAGUAAGCUGAUGCCAGUCUGCCUGGAUGUGGGCACCAAUAACAAAACGCUCCACGAGGAUCCAUUGUACAUUGGUCUUCGGGAUGAGCGUUUGAAAGGCGAUGAGUACGUGUGCUUUGUGGAUGAGUUCAUGGAGGCAGUGGUGCAGACCUUUGGCCAACAGACCCUCAUCCACUUCGAGGACUUUGCCACGCCCAAUGCCUUUAUGUUUCUGAAUAGAUAUAGGAAUUGCUAUUGCCAUUUCAACGAUGACAUCCAGGGAACUGCCUCUGUGGGCCUGGGAGGAUUGCUGGGCAUUCAGCGGAUAACCAAGAAGCCGCUGGAGGAGCACGUCAUCAUGUUUGCCGGAGCUGGAAGUGCUGUCAUGGGAAUUCUUUACCUGCUUAAAACGGAACUGAUAUCCCGAGGUCUCUCCGAGGAAGAAGCCGUCAAGAAUAUAUAUAUCUACGACCAAGAAGGUGUUUUGACCACCCGAAGAAAGAACAUUCCAGAAAAUCUCACAGUGUUCGCCAAGGAUAUGAAGAAAAUCAAGUCCCUGGAGAAGCUUGUGGAGGCAGUUAAGCCCUCGAUUAUAAUGGGUGCAACCUCUUCAGCAGGACUUUUCUCGGAGAAAAUAAUAAGAUCCAUGACUGCCAAUCACGAGCGACCCGGCAUCUUUGCCUUUUCUAAUCCGACCGCAAAAUCCGAGUGCACAGCCGAACAGGCCUACCAAUAUUCAGAUGGAAAGGCUAUAUUCUCGGCUGGCUCCCCUUUUCCGCCAGUGGAGUUCAAUGGCAAAAGGCUCACUCCCGGUCAGGCCAAUAACUGUUUUGCCUUUCCCGGCGUGGUUUUGGGAACAAUGGCGGUUAUGGCCGAAAGUAUGCCUGAUGAAAUCUUCCUUUUGGCCGCCCACAUGCUAUCGAAAUUCCCAACUGACGAGGAAGUAGAGGGAGGUCGUAUCUAUCCACUGGUAGAUCAGGCCAAAGAUGUGGCUUAUAAAAUUGGUGUUGCGGUGGCCAAGUAUCUGAUAGAUAAUGGUUUCGCCAAGCGCUCUCUGGAAUCAGAUGACGUGGAGGAUUAUAUCUUAAAGAAUUCUUAUGAACUGGAGUAUGGAAGUGCCUUGGCUGAGACUUGGAAAUAUCCCAAGAUGAAACCGCAUCCAAGUAUUGCGGCCUUUGAAAAGAAACUUCCUAAGAAGAAGUAGGCGUUCAGUUGAAAAUGUGAAGUG